UUUCUAUCGUUCUGUAUCUACAUCGCACAGAUCCAUCCCAUUCACCAUGCCUGACUUCGGCCACAAGAUUCUCAACAAGCUGGGUCUUCACGACCAUCACGACCAACACGACCAACAGCAGCAACCCCCGCAGCAGCAACAGUAUUACCCUCCGCAGCAGCAGUAUUACCCUCCGCAGCAGCAAUACCCCGGUCAGCAGCAGUAUGACCAGCAGCAAUACGGCCAGUACAACCAGCAGCAGUACAAUCAGCAGCAAUACGGCCACUAUAACCAGCAGCAACACCAAUACAACCAACAACAAUAUGGCCAGCAGCAGCAGCCAAUGGGCUACCCAGGUCAAGACCGCGGCCACAGCCACCCCCGCCCUAACUGCCACGUCCACCACGACCAGCGCGCUCUCUCCAAUGGCAACGGGGGCACCUACCCCCGUCUAGCCCGCCUCUCAGACGGCUCCCUCCUUUCCUCCUUCACCCGCUUCCCUGGAGACGGCGCACGCGUACUCGUUGUCGCCCGCAGUACUGACGGCCACAAUUUCGAGGACAUCGGUGAAGUCACCCGCGGUACGGGGGACACAGACAACCUCUUCCUCUUGGAGGUGGCCCCCUCUGUUGUGCUAGGGGCAUUCCGAAACCACGACCACGACCCCUCCGGCCGCGUCACCCACUUCCGCAUCACCGUCUGCCGCUCCCAUGACGGCGGCCGUACCUGGCAGUUCGCCUCGCAGGCGGCCGAGAAGUCCGGUGCCGACGGGUUGGGUAUCUGGGAGCCGUUCAUGCGCAUGGGCAGCGGGGGCGAGGUGCAGCUCACCUACUCGCAGGAGUUUGCCCCGAACAACCAGUGCACGAUGCUGGUGACGUCGACCGACCAGGGCAGCACCUGGUCGGAACCCCGGUGCUUGCAUGGGAAGGAUGACCACCGACGUGAUGGAAUGAACGGCAUCGCGCGGACCUUCGAUGCCGACCUCGGAAAGGAGGUCCUGGUCAUGGUGUUCGAGACCAACACCAAGGGGCCCAUGCAGAUUGAGGCCCUUAUCUCGGACGACGAUGGGGAGAGCUGGGGCCGUCGGCAUGUCGUGUAUUCGCCCCACGACGGGCACAGGCAUAACGCCGGCGCGCCGCAGAUCGCUCCCUUUGCGGAUGGGUCGCUGGCGGUCGUGUUCAUGACCGAUGAGGACCACGACCAGGUCGACUGGGUCAAGAAUGCGUCGAUCAAGGCGGUGUUUGCGCCGCCCCCGCGGGGAGGCGAGAUCCGUUGGGAUCAGACCUCGACAUCGAUCUGUGCUGAUUCGAGCCACUGGCCCGGUGUGUUCGCCCUGGAUGGACACACGCUUCUGGCGACAUAUGAGUGCAAGGGGCCCAAGGCGAGGGCUAUCUCGCUGCAGUGAGAUCUCCUGUGCUUAGUAUUUUUCCCGGAUGGUUUGUUUUGGUUAUCUUCUUUGGGUGAUCAUCAAUGGCUGGCCCAUUGUGUCAAUUUUGUGUUAUGUGUGGGGAUAGGGCAAAUCUAGUGCAUGUUUUAACAUCGUCAUCUUGCAAAAAUGUUUCAUGAAUACCAUUGAUGACAUUGAGAGAUCAAGUCUCGACUACCGCAUCCUUGAGCUUCGAAGAUUGCACACACCCGGGACCAUUUAAGUCUCCCAAUCCAGAGUAGAUUUGAGCUUUGAAAUGAC
Aspergillus aculeatinus CBS 121060 is the source of this 1666-nucleotide messenger RNA. RefSeq names its product sialidase family protein. The transcript has a single exon. The record is from RefSeq and is a predicted model, not a curated record. The coding region runs from base 47 to 1384 and encodes 445 amino acids. Lineage: Eukaryota; Fungi; Ascomycota; Eurotiomycetes; Eurotiales; Aspergillaceae.